AUGGCCACAGGGACACCGGACUUCUUACCGUGGGUCGCCGUAGUGCCCCUUGUGGCCGAACUGAAGAAGUCAGCCGCGCUCGAGAAAGACACCUCAGGGCCAUGGCAGCGUUGGUCUUGCCGGCGCCUGCGCGGAUGGCGUUGCCGCCUGCCGGAAAGAAAGUCACUUAGACGCGAACAGGUGGCAAGAUGCGACAUGACCAACACCGCAACACCGAGAUGAGAACACGUGGAAAAAAAGGGACCAGGCGACGACACCAGGUUGCGUAGAGGUCAGCAUGCCUGGCAAGAGGUCGGAACACGGCCUACAAAGCACGCUGCUUUUUGUAUAGUGAAUCACCGCAGAAGUAUGUGUGUGCGCAUGCUUUCAUGUACCGGAGUUACUCAGUCUCGUGCAUCGCCUUGCCUGGGGCGACAAACGCCGAGGAGGUGGCCAAGGCCGAGAGAGAGACGAGGGAAGAAACUGCGCGCAUGGUGCAGGGUGGGGCGGUGGUGCACCGGGAGAUACGUGUGCGAGACACCGCAGACACAGAGCAGAGAGACAGGAGAGGCUUGGUCUGCGGUGGAGACCGAUACACAGGGCAGACAGCAGUUCGUGAGGUAGGAAUUUUUGCGGUCUAUCGUCCCCCCACAACGUACCGAAGCGGUAUAUGUUGUGCCGCACAUUCUACGUAUGCAUGUAUGCAUACGACAAGACUUUUUUUUUUUUCGAAUGAUGCGGUGGUCGGGUCAACCCUUUCGUGACUACACCCCCGAAUCGUGCAUGCUAGCAUGCGCGAUAACUCUUAUUUGCGACAAUUUUCGAACCGAAUUGAGCUAUGGGUACGCUGUGGGUACCUGCAUCGACAACCCCUCGACGGUACGACUAGACCGCUCGAAAAGAAACAAAGAUAGAGAUGGCACAUCAGCCGCACAUACUCCCCACAUAGUCUAUGCUACCAAACUGAGAAAAUGUUUGUAAACAGAUGGAGAUUGCAUGUCCUACAACUGAUAGGGUGCGACACACAAAACGCCCGACUACCCAACAGUACCCAACACCUUUCGUCUGCACCUUCCCAACACAACAUAUAUGAGACACACAAGACAGCUACCAAACUGAUUCGUUGAGCCUGUUACCCACAGGGGAGAUGUCCCUAUAUGCUGUCUGGGAAAUCGUAGACACACAGGUAGUUUUCUCUGACGCUAUGAUUCCAUUGUUAAUCUGUCUCUGACUCUUUUCUAUGAUAGAGAUGGACUCGUUGUGUCAUAUUAAGGAAAAUAAAAAAAAGUAACGACAGCAACAGCACGUCCCCAAAUAGAAAAUUCAAAGCCUGGGAGUUUGCAAUGCUCCGCAGCACCCUCUGCAUCCCGCGCUGCUGUGGACCUCGACUUCAGCACGCAGAAACGCGAUCAUGAGGCCGUUUUCCCUCCUGCUUGUUGCGAUUUUUCGCACGAGCGAUAUAGACACCUCUGCUGUGGAACCGGACUACAUCCCCGCGUCGCACGUUGGCAAGGGACAGCAACAGCACGUCCACCAGAGCCUUCGCGUUUUUGAGAGGGUUUUCGUGACUUCAACUUGAGGGACGAUAGUAUGCAUGAUAUCCCCCUGUCUUUUUCUCGUACGAAAGAUCAUGCCCUCGCUGUUGUGUUGUGUGCCCUUCCUUGCCUUGGGAAUGUGGUUGCAGAACUGAGGGCCAAGCUUACGAGGCCUCUCCCCGAUUUUUCCUGCGCGCGCGUGUGUGUGUGUGUGCGCGUAUUCCUUGUCCCUCUUCAACCAACUGCCACCACAAGGCAUUCUAACUCUCGCGCGGCUCGUGCUGCUGCUGCCGCGGGCUGCUGCUGCCGCUUGCUUCCAAAAAGGCGUUUUGUUUUCAUUUCGUUUCGCAUGCAUGCAUCCCAACAAACCGUACUUCCGUGUGUGCUUCUUCUCUCCAAAGGAAUUCCCACCCAACCGAGUGGCAUUGGAGGCGGUGCCAUGCCUUGCGCCAGUGUGCUGCUUCGGCGGCGGGGUAGCGUGACAUACAUAACUGCUGUGCAAAAUAUGUAUGUCUGCUGCUGCUGUAGACUAUGCAUGUAUGCCAUCAUCAUGUAAUCGUGUUUGGGGUAAAGAAAAACGGCGCCCUCUUCUCAGUCUCCUCCGCUUUCCGACAGCACCU
Molecule: messenger RNA, 2134 nt
Organism: Ectocarpus sp. CCAP 1310/34
Lineage: Eukaryota; Phaeophyceae; Ectocarpales; Ectocarpaceae
Source: the annotation of a GenBank genome assembly